Diabrotica virgifera virgifera (western corn rootworm) is the source of this 2782-nucleotide messenger RNA. Its product is annotated as barH-like 1 homeobox protein. Gene Ontology annotation, molecular function: DNA-binding transcription factor activity, RNA polymerase II-specific; DNA binding. The coding region runs from base 140 to 1267 and encodes 375 amino acids. Gene Ontology annotation, biological process: regulation of DNA-templated transcription. The transcript is spliced from 2 exons. NCBI's taxonomy places the organism in Eukaryota, Metazoa, Arthropoda, Insecta, Coleoptera, Chrysomelidae. The record is from RefSeq and is a predicted model, not a curated record.
GAUAGGAAGGUGCUGUCUGUUGGUACCUUCUUAGCGCUUUGACGUUUUUUCCGUUUCUUGGUGCUUGUGACUAAGUGACUUGUAGUUAACGUGUGGAACAAUGUGCUGCAAAGACUGUUAGUGUUUUUUUUCUUAAAAAAUGCAAGAUAUUGAAAAUUCUCCGAGUAACGUUAAUGAAAUGUCGCCGUAUUUAGGAUCCAAGUACGAAAGUCCGAUUUCCUCCAGAUCUCCUAGUCCUAAUUUGCCUUCAGCGCAAGCUAACGAGCAAAAAUAUAUGUCGGAUGACGAAAUAUCUGUGGGAUGUCCUAGUCCAGCGUUACAUACAUCCCCGAACUUUCGACAGUCGGUAGAAAACAGUCCUACGUUCUCCACGAACUGUAGAUGCCCUGAAGAAUCCGAGGACUACUUCAAACCGCUGAAAAAACUCAAAAUGGUCGAGGUAGAAACAGAACGAAGACUUUCUCCGACGGUAGAUGUCGAGGAACGACAGGACGGGGUGAAAAGCUUCUCCAUAGCCGACAUCCUCAACCACAAACCCGCCAAACCAACAUGCAAUCGCAUAGUAAGGCCUUGGGAUAUAGAUCCGGAGAUGGAGGCUCACCAGCAAAGGCUGGAAUCGUUUCAUAGACAGUUAAAGGUCCAGCAAUUGGCGCUGUUGAGGCCGGAGUUUGCGUUUAAUGUUAGUUAUACUUCUGAAACUGGUAGUGACCGGUCUUCUAGUGUGGCCAGCGAUUGUUGUUCGCCAGAUAUCAUUCCCGCUGCUGUGCAGAGGCAGAGGCACCACCAGCAGCAACAGCAGGGCAAGCAGCCUGGUGCUACACCUUUGGACGCGCUCUUUCAGAUGACUUCGAAGACUUUUGAUUCUUCGGCGGGGGAGAGUAGUGCCGAUGGCCAGAACCACCUCAACCUCUUCAACAACCGGCAGCAACCAAAGAAAAAGCGGAAAUCCCGCACGGCCUUCACCAACCACCAAAUCUUCGAGCUCGAAAAACGCUUCCUCUACCAAAAAUACCUCAGCCCCGCAGAUCGCGACGAAAUCGCGUCCAGCUUAGGCUUGACCAACGCCCAAGUCAUCACGUGGUUCCAGAAUCGACGAGCGAAGCUCAAGAGGGACAUGGAGGAACUGAAGAAGGACGUGGAAAGUGCGAAACUUUUGAGUGCGCACAAGAGUUUUUUAGAGAAUGUGACUGACUUGGGGAUUUUGAAGAAGAAGGCUAUUAUUAGUGAGGACGAUUGCCCGAAGAAUUUAGUCAUGGCGGAAAAGUAAUGGUGAUAGUAAUGUAGAUGUUAUGUAUUUUGUUACUAAAAAUCAAGGUAUAAGUAUUUUAAUAAUGACAGUCACAACUUAGAGAUCAACAUUGUGAAGUACAUUAUCUUAUUCUUCUAGUGCUGACUCCACUAAUGAAGGUUGUCUAUAACAGCGGUUCUAAACCACCGUGUCGCGACACACUGGUGUGCCGGAAGAACCUAUCAGGUGUGUCGCGAGAUUUACGAAUACGAUAUUUUUAUUUAUAUUUUUUUACUUGUUAUAAUAUACCAAUCCAAAGUAGAGGUUCCAGCUGAAUUUAAAACCUCUACCAUUUCAACUUUACAUGAAAAAGGAAACAAACAAAACUGCGACAUUUACCGUGGAAUAGCAGUUACUAGUACCAUUAGUAAAAUCUAUGGGAAAAUUAUCAAAAAUAGAAUAGAAAGAGAAUACACUGAUAUGGAGGCAGAUGAACAGGCGGGUUUUAGAGCUGGUAGAUCGACUAUAGACCACCUUUUUUGUAUCACUCAACUUAUAGAAAAAAAGGUUGCUGUAGAUCAAGAAGUCCACUUUUUGUUUGUUGAUCUAAAAAAGGCCUACGAUAGCAUCCCCCAAAACAAGUUAUGGAACACUCUAAUACAAACGAACAUCAACUCAAAUCUCAUAACAGCAGUGGAAAAACUAUAUGAUAACGCCAACGCCAAAGUUAAAAUAGGAACGAAUGUUUCCAAAGGUUUUGUAGUAGACAAAGGACUGAAACAGGGAUGCUGACUAUCGCCGACACUUUUCAAAAUAUAUCUGGAACAAGCAUUAAAACUUUGGAAGCGGAGGUGCAGCGGCAUGGGUAUACAAUUAAAUAAUAACAACCUGUACACUCUAUGUUUUGCUGAUGAUCAAAUUGUGAUUGCCAACGAAUAUGACGAUCUGGAAUACAUGACUCGGAAAUUAAUCGAAGAGUACAAAAAAUGGGGAUUAGAAGUUAACAUAGAGAAAACAAUGUACAUGAACAUCGGUGGCAACGAACAGAAUCUAGUUUUAAACGACGGACAACAUAUAAGUACAACAAUAAAUAUCCUUAUUUAGGAGUAGAAAUCACGGACGACGGCAAAUCAGAUCAGGCUAUAAAAAAACGAAACACUCAAGGCAGAAGGGCCAUAUCUCAACUAAAUAGUAUUACUUGGGAUCAACAUAUAUCCAAAAAAAAAAUAAACAUCGAAUAUACAACACUAUUAUAAAGAGCAUAGUAAUGUAUGGAAGUGACGUGUGGCAGUUAAAGACAACUACUGAAAGAACACUACAAGCCACGGAGAUGGACUACCGGAGACGUGCCGCAGGAAAAUCAAAACUCGAAAGAAUUAAUAACGAACGUAUACGAGAGAUUAUGGGAGUCACACAUACGAUUGUCGAAGAUAUAAGAGUACAACAACUAAAGUGGUAUGGACAUGUGCAGAGAAUGCCAGAACACCGUCUGCCAAAACAGAUUCUAGAUUGGUCACCACAUGGAAAGAGAAAAAGAGGCCGACCCAGAAAGAG